GCGAGAAUACAAAACAAAAGAUAUAGAGAGAGAUGGGAUUUGAGAGUGGAAUUACAUUUAUUGAUUUCAGUAAAGACCCAAAUGCUUUAGUCGAAACAAGUGAAGGAUGGAAGAACUUGUGUAAACAAGUGAAAGAAGCUUGUGAAAACCAUGGAUGUUUUCAGGUAGGUUAUGAAAAAGUUCCAGGAAAACUACAUGAUGAAAUGUUCAAGGGAAUGAAAGAUUUGUUUGAUUUAGGUGAUGAGAUUAAACAAAAGAAUAUCAGUAGCAAACCUCAUCAUGGUUAUAUUGGAAAGGAUUCUAAUUAUCCUUUGUUGGAAAGUUUGGGCAUUGAGAAUGCACUUAUUCUUGACAAGGCUCGAGCAUUUACAGAUCUUAUGUGGCCCAACGGAAACCCUUCUUUCUGUGGAACUUUGAACUCUAUGAGUAUAAUGAUGAAAGAACUUGAAGGAAUCAUUCGAAAAAUGAUUUUCGAGAGCUUCAGAAUUAAAGAAUAUUAUGAUUCCAACAUCAAGAACACUGAUUACAUGUUUCGUGUGAUGAAAUACAAAGCUCCUUUCACUGAUCAACCAACUAUCGGUCUUCCUGCUCACACUGAUAAAAAUAUCCUAACCAUCUUAUAUGAAGACAUCCAAGGACUCGAAGUUCUCUCGAAAAAAGGACAGUGGAUCCAUGUAGUACCGAAACAAGGAAAUUUUUUGGUUAUCGUGGGGGAAUCUCUAAUGGCCUGGAGCAAUGGAAGAAUGCAUGCACCAAAACAUAGAGUUAUGAUGAAAGGAGAAAAGGAUAGAUACUCUUACUCACAAUUUUCAACACCGAAUGAGCUAGUGCAUGUUCAAACCCCCAAGGAGCUAGUAGAUGAAGACCAUCCUCUUCUAUUUCGUCCUUUUAAGUUCUUGGAUUAUCUUCGAUAUUUUGAUGCGAAUAUGCACCUUGAAAAUCCUCUAGCAAGCUAUGUUGGUAUUGGAAUUUGAUCUUUAUAAUAAUAAAAAAUAAAUCUAAUAAGUAGAUUUUUACUUAUCUAUGCUAAGUAUACCAAACACUGGUGUUUUGGAAUGCGCAUUAAUUGACCACAUUUCAUUAUUUUUGGAUGGAUAUAAUAUGUAGUCA
This is a messenger RNA of Papaver somniferum (opium poppy), 1110 nucleotides long. RefSeq names its product probable 2-oxoglutarate-dependent dioxygenase AOP1. The transcript is spliced from 3 exons. The coding region runs from base 33 to 974 and encodes 313 amino acids. The record is from RefSeq and is a predicted model, not a curated record. Gene Ontology annotation, molecular function: dioxygenase activity. Lineage: Eukaryota; Viridiplantae; Streptophyta; Magnoliopsida; Ranunculales; Papaveraceae.